This is a messenger RNA of Diospyros lotus (date-plum), 1098 nucleotides long. Its product is annotated as fasciclin-like arabinogalactan protein 9. The transcript has 2 exons. The record is from RefSeq and is a predicted model, not a curated record. Lineage: Eukaryota; Viridiplantae; Streptophyta; Magnoliopsida; Ericales; Ebenaceae. Bases 111 to 845 code for a protein of 244 amino acids.
CCCCACCCCACCCCAUCCCUCAUCCCAUAAAACCCCAUCACCAUCACCACCACCACCACCACCACCACUACCUUCUCCGUCCUCCGUCCACCGCCACUUCCACUGCGGCCAUGGCUUUCAGACAUUUCUCCAUCAGUCUCUUAUCUCUCACCUCUCUCCUUUUCCUCGUCACGGGCCAAACCCCCUCGGCUCCGGCCCCAUCUCCGGCGGGCCCCAUCAACAUCACCGCCAUCCUGGCCAAAGGCGGCCAGUACACCACCUUCAUCCGCCUCCUCACUGCCACCCAAGUCGCCAACCAAAUCAACAAUCAGGUCAACAACUCCAACCAGGGUCUCACGGUCUUCGCCCCCACCGACAACGCCUUCGCCAACCUCCCCGCCGGCUACCUCAACAACCUCUCCGUCCAGCAGCAAGUCCAGCUCAACCUCUACCACGUCCUCCCCAAAUACUACUCCUUGUCCGACCUCCUCUCCGUCCCCAAUCCCGUCCAGACCCAAGCCAGCGGCAACAACGGAAAGCCCUUCAGCCUCUUCUUCUCCGGCGAGGGCAACCAGGUGAAUGUCUCCACCGGCAUUGUGGCGACCCAAGUGAACAACGCUCUGCGCCAGGACUUUCCGUUGGCCGUCUUCGAAGUGGACAAAGUGUUGAGGCCCAAGGAAUUUGAUGAAGUGGGCGCCCCGGCCCCGGCUCCGGCUAACAAAAACACCACUUCAAGCACGCCGGGCAGUACCACAAACUCGAGCGCGGCGGAGCCGGCUCCGAGAAAUGGCGCCGGACGAUUACAAUUGCAGGUGGGUUUGGUUUCAGCUGGGAUUGGAUUAUUUUGCAUGGGGAUGCUUAGGUGAGAUGAUGAUUAAUUAAUUGUUUUUAAUUUCUUUAUCGUUCUUGUCCUUUUUUAUCCUUCCUUUGUGGUGUAAAAUGAUGGUACGUACGUACGAUCGCGCGAGGGGUUGUUGGGAAUAUUUUGAUUUCACCAUUGCUGCUUUGUAUUUGUUUCUUUAUUUAUUUUUCUUCGUUUUGCUACGUAUAUCAUCAUAUCCAUUGUUUGACUGUAGAACCACGAAAUGAUACAAUGAUAUUUACUGUACAUUUUGCUUC